GCCAGCCCAGCGCCUCCAAAUCGCAAUCACUUCCUAACCUCCCUCUUUUUAUCAUAUUUGAUCACUUUGAUUCUCCGUUCUCUUCUCUGAUUAUUUCUGCUACACGCAAAGGAAGCUCAGUAGGUUGUGCUCUCUUUUUUGUUUCCUUAUCGCUGCCGCUCGCCUGGAGAGUUGACUUCAUAUUUGACUCGAGCACGCAGGCUUGGUUUUGCGCGUGGCGGCGGCUAGUGCUACCUCAUCUUGGAAAAAAAAAGGGAAGUAGCGGCAAAAUUUGGGUCCAGUUGUCGGUUUUCAACAACAGUUCAAGACUGGAACUUCAUUUGUCGCUCGCCAGCUUCUGUAAUCUAUACGAGCUCUUCUAUUUUCCGCGCGUCUGAACGUCGCGAAGUUACAUUGGCCCCUUCCCUGUACCAGACUCUUCCUCUUUGGUCGUCGUAUUUAUUUUUUCACUUUUUUCUUCCGCGGUAUUCCUGGAUGGAUGACUGCGGGCGCCCCUGGAUGUGGCCUCUAAGAGCAGGACUGCGAUUCGGCUCGUCUUCGUGUCAGUUUUAACCACUGCCAAGUCCCAAAAACGGGCUCCGCUUUGUCGUCGGCGCGCGAGUUUCAGUGGGAUAAAAGCGCAGGGUGCAUUAUUUCUUCGUCUGAUCAACAAACCUUGUCGUGCUGCGUUAGAACCAGGGCCACCACGACGCGCCAAAAAAAAAAACCCACAGAUAAACAAACAAACAAACAAAAAAACAAAAAAACAAAACGGACGACACAAAGUUGCUGACUGAUUAGAUAUGGCAAUGGUAGUGUGGAGAGGCUCCCAGGACGAUGUGGCCGAGACACAGGGCGCCCUCUCAUCGCAAGCCCAAGGUGGACUAACCCUAGCGACCCCUCAGCCGGGCCAGCUGAACCUCACGGCCUCGCAGGUCGCGCCUCCGACCCCGCAGACUCCUGUUCAAGGAGCGCCGAAUAGCAAUGCUCAGUCUACGCCAACAAACCAGACGUCGCAGAGUCAGUCGGACAAGCAGCAGCAGCAGCACAUCGAGUGCGUCGUGUGCGGCGACAAGUCGAGCGGCAAGCACUACGGCCAGUUCACAUGCGAGGGCUGCAAGAGCUUCUUCAAACGCAGUGUGCGGCGCAACCUCACAUACACGUGCCGGGCCAACCGGAACUGUCCCAUCGACCAGCACCACCGCAAUCAGUGUCAGUACUGCCGCCUCAAAAAAUGCCUCAAAGUUGGCAUGAGACGGGAAGCGGUCCAGAGGGGCAGGAUGCCACCCACGCAGCCGCAUCACGGCCAGUUCGCCUUGACGAACGGGGACCCGCUGCACUGCCAUUCCUACCUAUCGGGAUAUAUCUCUCUGCUGCUGCGAGCAGAGCCCUACCCUACGUCGCGUUAUGGCAGCCAGUGUAUGCAGCCCAACAACAUCAUGGGCAUCGAGAACAUUUGCGAACUGGCGGCACGCAUGCUGUUCAGCGCCGUGGAGUGGGCCAGGAAUAUUCCCUUCUUCCCCGACCUGCAGAUCACAGACCAGGUGGCUCUGCUCAGGCUCACCUGGAGCGAAUUGUUCGUCCUCAACGCGGCCCAAUGUUCCAUGCCACUGCAUGUAGCUCCUCUGCUAGCCGCCGCAGGCCUCCAUGCCUCCCCCAUGUCCGCGGACAGAGUGGUCGCCUUCAUGGACCACAUUAGGAUCUUCCAGGAGCAAGUUGAAAAGCUCAAAGCAUUACAUGUCGACUCGGCCGAAUACAGCUGCUUAAAAGCCAUCGUGUUGUUCACCACGGAUGCUUGCGGUCUGUCAGACGUGGCCCACAUCGAAAGUUUGCAGGAGAAGUCCCAGUGUGCACUGGAGGAGUACGUGCGGAGCCAGUACCCUAACCAGCCGACGCGAUUUGGGAAGUUAUUACUACGCCUGCCUUCUCUGCGCACAGUGUCCUCUUCGGUCAUAGAGCAAUUAUUUUUCGUCCGAUUGGUAGGUAAAACCCCAAUUGAAACCCUCAUCCGGGAUAUGUUGCUGUCAGGGAGCAGUUUUAACUGGCCAUACAUGUCCAUUCAAUAAGCAAAAGGAAGGAUCAGAAAUGGGGGUCCACUAGUUAGCGCUUCUUUUUGUAGAAGAAACCGGCUGUUACACGAGUUUACUUUAACGGAAAAGAGACGUUUUUCAUAAAUGACUGUGAAUCUUCAAAUUUGAGACAUUGAAUGAAAACUACCUGGGACGGGGGUGUUAUUUACUUUUUUUUCUUUUUUGAAACAAAAGAAAGAAAAAAGGGACAAAACAGAAAAAAAUUCUAAUAUUCCUUCUGGAGAAAGGAAAAUCUGAAGUGCAUUUAAGGUGAUAAAUUGGAGGAAUUUAACGAGAAUAAAUUUAAAAAGUCUGUUUCUUUUUUUACCAGCUGGCUCUUAUGUCCUGUGCCCAUGUAUCUUUCGUUUUUUUUCUUCUCCCUUCUUUUUAAUUCUGGUUCCAAACCGGCCUGUGUCAUUCUAUACUAUGAAGUUGGUGGGGAUUUUUGGUUUUGGUUGUUUCUUUUCUGAUCAUCACGACUUAAAACAGUUGUAAAGACGUUCUUUAAGAAAUGAAACUAAAUCUACAGCAAUAUAGUACAACUUAUAAAUGUUGAAAGCGCACUUACUUUUUCCCUAUAAUGAACGAAAAUGGGGACUUAUGAACUUCAACUCAAAUAAACAGACAGAAAAAGUCCUUAAAAGCCCAGUUUAAGACACCAGGGUGUCUUACAAUGCCAUUAUUCUGUGUAUUUCUCAGAAACCUGAAAACUAUUAAACUAAUAAGACAUAGAGCUGUGCGCUUGUGUGUGUGUGUGUGUGUGUGAGUGCGUGCGUGCGUGCGUGCGUGUGUGUCAGAGAGAGUGAGAGUGUUGUUUGCGAUUGUUUUGAUUCUGCGAUCUACUCCAUUGGUCUUACAUUCAGUAAUCUGUAAUAUUUGGUUUAAACUGUAAAGUGUAGAACAAAUUACUUGGUUUGACUAUUGAAGUUCAUCUGUUCAAAUAUUUCAAGUGAAUUUUACGAAGUCCGUCCAUUUUGCGAAAAUGUCAAAAUGCUGAACUAUUGUUGUAACCCAUUACACUGUAUUUUAAAAGCAGCUAAGUAGUAUUACAAAGAACGGCUCUCAAAAACCUCCCCAACACACUUAAAGCAUUAAAAGUGCCUGUAAAGAGCGAAAUCAACGAUUUGUUAUUUAUACGUUAUUGUAGCCUUUGCCUAGGCUAAAGAACGUGGGAAACAAUUUUACAAUUCAGUCUUAUGAUUGAGUAUUUCACUUGAAAAAGAGGGAGAAACAAUAACUAGAGGCAGUAUUCUUGUAAAUAUAUAGGUCAAUUCAUGGACUUUUUUUCUUAUACAAAAUAUAUGUGAUUAAGAAAAAACUGUGGUUGCCAUUUUUUUCGGGAAAACAAAUGUCUUCAAAAAUGAGUGGCAGAGUUAGCUAGUAGCACUGAAUUUUUUUGUAUUGUACAUACAUAUUACGACAAAUGUUUUUCUUUUUCAUGUAUUUAGACUGUGAAUGCAUGGCCACAGGUCGCUAACCUAUUUUACCUUUGAUAUAUAUAAAUGUAAAUGUUUUUGACUGUAUAGAUAUAAUCUGUGCAUUCAGUACACUAGCCCUUGUAUUUAAGAAGAAGAAAAAAGAAAAACAAAACGUUCAAUAAUAGGAUAAUACUUAACAGGGUGAGCUGGUUUGGAAAGGGGUGGCUAUUUUGAUUUCAGUGUUCCUGCACCUUUUCGAUCUGUAACAGAUGCCUUGUAUGUGUGUGUAAGUGUGAAAGCUUGCAAUUUCGUCCUUGUCUCGAGGCUUUUCUUCAACACACAAGACACCAUGUUGUGGUUGGAUAAAAAGGGAUCAUAUUGUGUAGUUGACUGAACAGUUAUCCUGGGCUGUUCCCAUGCCACAUAUGGACCAGAGAAUGCUACAUGAUUGUAAUUAUGAACAGUUUAAACUGACCCACCUUUUUAUAUAAAUAUAUAAGAAUAUAUUACUUCAGGGUAUUGAUAACGUAUAGAUACUUUUUAUUAUUAUUAUUAUUAUUAUUAUUAUUAUUAUUAUUAUUAUUAUUAUUAAUUGCAAGUGAUAUACGUG
This is a messenger RNA of Neoarius graeffei (lesser salmon catfish), 4076 nucleotides long. It is a transcript of the gene nr2f2, whose product is annotated as nuclear receptor subfamily 2, group F, member 2. Gene Ontology annotation, molecular function: retinoic acid binding; nuclear receptor activity; RNA polymerase II cis-regulatory region sequence-specific DNA binding. Lineage: Eukaryota; Metazoa; Chordata; Actinopteri; Siluriformes; Ariidae. The transcript has 3 exons. Gene Ontology annotation, biological process: anatomical structure development; negative regulation of transcription by RNA polymerase II; cell differentiation. The record is from RefSeq and is a predicted model, not a curated record. The coding region runs from base 783 to 2045 and encodes 420 amino acids.